Molecule: messenger RNA, 2100 nt
Organism: Chenopodium quinoa (quinoa)
Lineage: Eukaryota; Viridiplantae; Streptophyta; Magnoliopsida; Caryophyllales; Amaranthaceae
Exons: 16
Coding region: 544-1818 (424 amino acids)
Source: RefSeq, a predicted model, not a curated record
AAUUAGAUUAGAUUUGACCUUAUUGAACCAGACCCAAUUACCCGAAUUUCCCCCUUAAACAACAAGCCCAACAACAACAUUAGUCUAUUUUCCUCAGAAAAUGUUUUAAAAAAAUCCCUAUAAAGGCCACUUAAACAAAUCCAAAAAUAGCAAAAUUAACAAAGCUAACAAUCUGGAAGAGAGAGAAAACCACAACAUAAACAGCUUAUUUCAUGCUAUUCAUUCCUUUCUAGAGUGACUAAUUACAAAAAUAUUCACUCACAAAAAAAAAAAAAAAAAAAAACAUCUUGAAUUUUUUCACCACUUCUUCUUCUUCUUCUUCUUCUCUCCUCAAAUUCAGUCUCUCUUUUCCAACUCACUCGCUUGAAUCGUUUCGUCACUCACUGAGUCGACUCGUUACUUCAUUCGUUCAGUCGGUUGUUGCACUUCAAUCCAAUUUUCAAAUCUAACCAAUUGUUGUUAUUGUUGUCGUCAUUGUUUGUUGUUAUUGUUCUUCUAGAAGAAUCUUCAGUUUGUUAUGAGAAGAAGCUAGGGUAAACUUGAAUGUCUAUGAAGACAUUUAAAUCAUGGAGAUGGUUACCUAGAAAGAAGUCUGCCCUGUCUGAUGGGGGACCACAUGGAGCACAUGGAUUCAGGAUGGGACAACUAGCUUUCAUGGCAUUUGUAUGUAUAGCGAUGAUGUUCAUUGUGUACAGAACUACAAGUUACCAGUAUCACCAGACAGAGAUUGAUGCUGAAAGGCAUCCAUUUGGUAACACAGAGAAUUUAAGGACAUUAGAGUUGGAUAAUUUGCCUAAAGGCAUUGUUCAAGCAAGAUCAGAUCUGGAGUUGAAGCCUUUGUGGUCUCAUUCAAGGGAAAAGGUUGAUGAUUCCAGCUCUCAUAACUUGCUAGCAAUUGCUGCUGGUAUUAAACAAAAGCAUAAUGUUGACUCUAUAGUUCAGAAGUUUCUUGCAGAAAAUUUUACAAUUAUGCUAUUUCAUUACGAUGGCAACAUGAACAGCUGGUGGGAUUUAGAUUGGAGUAACAAGGCUAUUCACGUGGCUGCACAGAAUCAAACAAAGUGGUGGUUUGCCAAACGCUUUCUACAUCCAGACAUUGUUUCUAUCUAUGACUACAUAUUUCUCUGGGAUGAAGACCUAGGAGUGCGACACUUUCAUCCUGGAAGGUACUUGAAUAUUGUGAAAGCUGAGAGGUUCGAGAUAUCUCAGCCAGCUUUGGACCCCAACUCGACUGAAAUACAUCAUCGUAUUACGAUUCGUAAAAAAACAAAGAGGUUCCAUAGGAGAAUUUAUGAUUAUAGGGGUUUUACAAAAUGUACAAGUUCUAGCAUGGGGCCACCUUGCACUGGGUGGGUGGAAGGCAUGGCCCCUGUAUUUUCGAGGUCAGCUUGGCGUUGUACUUGGCAUCUUAUACAGAAUGAUCUUGUUCAUGGCUGGGGAUUGGACAUGAAGCUUGGUUAUUGUGCACAGGGUGAUAGGACAAAGAGGGUGGGCAUAAUUGAUAGUGAAUAUGUUGUUCAUCAAGGCAUACAAACUCUCGGUGGUUCAUCGGCUAAAAAGGUUUCAAAGUCAUUAGACACCACAAAGCAGAAACACUUGGGCGUUGAUAGUCAUGUGGAGGUGAUAAAGCAGAAACAUUCAGGCGUUGAUUCUCGUGUGGAGAUUCGCAGGCAAUCAACUUCUGAGCUUAAAGUAUUUAAAGAACGAUGGGAGAGAGCUGUCAAGAAGGAUAGUAGUUGGGUGGAUCCAUAUUCAACAAAUAGCUGGUUUAAUUUGUUCUCUAGAACUAGAAAAACACGAGGGAAAAGAAGUUGGUAACGAGAUGUUUAUAUCGACUGUGAAUAACAAUUUUCAACAUAGUGCUAUAGAUGUUUCCGGGAAUUCACCUAGGAACUUAGAGGUUCAUGUGCUCUUAGAAUCGCUUAUUUUGUUAUAGCUUACAUAUUUCUUUCUUGUAAUGCUGGUGCUGUCUAUUUACAGGACCACAUCAAUUAAUUCAUUUUUUUACUUGCCUGUUUGUAUAUGAUAGACUGAACAUUCAUUUCACUCCUUACCUUGGUUCUUUUGAUAUAUGGAAAAUGGUUGCUAUAUUUUAAUGUA